GCUCUCGACAACUUGUUGCAGGCGAGAGAUGCGUUGGAUCGGGCGAUUGCUCUCUUAAGUCAGCAGCCGUCGACUUCGCGCAUCAAUUAAAUUUUUCCCACAUUUAUUCUUUUGUAAAUAUUCUUUCCUUGUUCAUUCUUUUCUUCCAUUCUUUAUUCAUAAUAUAAUUUCAUUACUUUACAGAUUUUAAAAAAGUUCUCUAUUAAAUUUAUUAUGUCACGUCGAGCAACUAUUAAAGCACCAGAGAGAGGAGAGUCGACUGCGACUUCCGAAUCUUCCAUUCCUAAAUUAAGAAGCCUUGCUAUUGUGGCACCAACCUUGCACAAACCGUUUUCAAAUUGUUCCUACUACCCUGACCGUGACCGUCGAUCCCCAAUUCGUCAUGACCGCCAACGCCGAACACCUCGUCGCACCAUCCACCAUCAUCGUCGAACGCCACGCAGCCCUGAAUACGCUUCCGCUUCUAAACACCAUCGUCAGAAAACUCCAAAACCCCCACCGCCGCCGUCACGACCCCCAUCUCCUUUGCCUCCACCACCUCCUCCACCCGAACUCCCCCCAAUCAAAUCACCAAUUAAAAUUGAUGCCGAGCUUUGGACAGCCAUCCCAGAAAAAACCAGGGCCAUCAUAAAACAAUUGGAAAAGAAUUUGCAGCAAGUGAACGCAAAUAUGAUUGGCCUGGUAGCGAUAAACACUUUAGAGGGUUUGGCGUCGAAUCCAACAGCCCAGCAAUACCUUGAACAGCUAGUCCAAAAAAUUUCAGCAUUACAACCUACCACUAAACAAUUAGAAGAAUUUCUCCCUCACCAGAAGGAUGACGGCAACACGACUAAACUAUUCAGGGAGGCGUUUGGCUUGAAUUUGAAACUCAAGUCGGCUGGUGGCGGGAGUGUCGAGAAAUCGACAAAGAAAGGGGAAAAAUAA
Meloidogyne enterolobii is the source of this 924-nucleotide messenger RNA. Lineage: Eukaryota; Metazoa; Nematoda; Chromadorea; Rhabditida; Meloidogynidae. The record is from the annotation of a GenBank genome assembly.